AUGCUCUACACAACCAUUCUCCCCCUCACUCUCCUCACCGCCGUCCUCGCUUCCCCGGUACCCGUUCCUGCUUCCACCUCCCCAGUCUCCACCUGCUCCAGCCUCACCACCAAACUCGAUUAUUACCAAGGCUACCAAUCCCCAUCCCAAUGCGGCAUUAAUGUUUUCUCAGGAAACAUCACCGCUGGUGUUUGCGUCAAUAUCCUAACUCAAGGUAUCAUGCUUUUCCCGGCUGAUACGGCUUGCACCUAUAGUAUCUGGAAAGGAGUCACCGAUUGUAGUGGUGGUGUUACUCAGACUUUUGAUUUGGGAGUCGCGCAGCAGGGUGUGCAGAGUGUGGGAACUUGUGUUGGAACGGGCGUUAUGGAUGGAGGGAAAUUUUAUCAUGCUAGUGGAUUUUUGAGCUGUGGAUGCAACUAGGCACCUCUAUCUGGAUGAGUAUAGGAUUUGGAAGGCUGGGUCAUGACGGUGGAAGACGACAUGUGAUUUUAUGAAUCAUGAACGAAGGACUGAUUUCGAAUGCAUGAAAUUAUGGGAGUUGUUAAUGUUGCUUAUGGUUGAUGGGCGGAUUUUCGAUAUCUCCUUACGCUUACCUGGGAUGGAUUGAUGGAGUUACAACUAUAGACAAAAGUGAAUGCUAUGAAUGGAACUUCUUUGCUUGCUUUCAGCAUUCACAAUUAUUCCGUGGACCAAAUUGCCGUUAUCAUUUAUCUUUGUAUGUAAUCUUUUAGGGUCAAAUUAAGUUGAGUUUGCACACCGUCGCGUAUCUUUUUCUCGUGCUUUUCAUGAGUGCUCUAGAAUCUUCUACCUGUGGUGU
Molecule: messenger RNA, 817 nt
Organism: Botrytis deweyae
Lineage: Eukaryota; Fungi; Ascomycota; Leotiomycetes; Helotiales; Sclerotiniaceae
Exons: 2
Coding region: 1-420 (139 amino acids)
Source: RefSeq, a predicted model, not a curated record